AUGCGUCAUUUGUUUACUUCGUCUAGUUCUUUUUUAUCAACUGGUAUUCUCCGUCCACUCAGAGCUUUACAUUAUGUCCAGGGUCAAUCGCCCGAACCUAAAAUCCGAGAAUAUUUUUAUUACAUUGAUCAUCAAGGACAGCUGUUUCUGGAUGAUGCAAAAAUCAAAAACUUCACUUCAUGUUUUAAAGAAAAGAAAUUUUUAGAAUUCUUCUACAAGAGAUUACGUGUCAACAGUACUCAGAAGUAUCCAGAAUUUCCUUAUUUAUCUCUCUGUGGUCGAGAAAGGAACUACAUCCGUUGCGAUGACAGACCAAUAGUCUUCACUGAACUGAUCACGGAUAAAACAAGACGUGAAGUCAGAGGCUUUUUCUUCAGGGCAGCAAAUCACGAGAUCAGGCGAAGCGGUGGUGCUCCUCUCUCAGUUCAGUAUCGUCUCCACCAUCUAUGCUCUGGGUAUGCCAGUGUUCCCCAAAUCAAGGUUCUCCCUGCAAAUUUUCAAAUAUGGGGGUGCCCUACCUCCCUCCUUGGAAUUCUACCUGUACCUUCUCCUACUUUUGGUCACCUGAUCAAACCCGUCUCCUUCCUUUGUAUGAGUACCUGUCACCAUCACUGCCCAAGAGGCAUGGAAAGUCCUCUGCCUUCCUUGAAAUUCCACCUGGGCUCCUUCCUCCUUGGUCAUCUGACCAAACCCGUCCCCCAAGGCUAG
This is a messenger RNA of Acanthosepion pharaonis, 708 nucleotides long. The record is from the annotation of a GenBank genome assembly. NCBI's taxonomy places the organism in Eukaryota, Metazoa, Mollusca, Cephalopoda, Sepiida, Sepiidae.